Chanos chanos (milkfish) is the source of this 3100-nucleotide messenger RNA. It is a transcript of the gene cc2d1b, whose product is annotated as coiled-coil and C2 domain containing 1B. The coding region runs from base 114 to 2807 and encodes 897 amino acids. The record is from RefSeq and is a predicted model, not a curated record. Gene Ontology annotation, molecular function: DNA-binding transcription repressor activity, RNA polymerase II-specific. The transcript is spliced from 25 exons. Lineage: Eukaryota; Metazoa; Chordata; Actinopteri; Gonorynchiformes; Chanidae.
AGUUGCUAACCCAUUUAGUGACCUGACCAGAUAAACGGACGUCUUUUUUCAACUUCAGCGUCCUCUUAUUCAUCGCGGCUCAAGUUCGUUUUGAGUCUUUAAGGCUGGAAGAGAUGUUUGGCAGAAAAAACAAACGACCACCUGCGCCCAAAGGUCAAGGCGCCGCUGCCGCUAAACAGAUGGGGCUGUUUCUUGAUUUCAACCCAGAGGACAUGAUGGUGGACAUGGACCAAAAUCUUGAUGAUCCUGAUUUAGAGGCUGAAUUCGCUGCUAUUGUUGGCAAGAAACCAGCUGCCAACCGAGCCAAAAAGGCAGCCAAAUCCCCCUUACCAAUGGAGGAUAUAGAGAAAAUGGCAGAAGCCUGCAUGAAAGAUGAGUAUGAAGAUGAUGAUGAUGAUGACCUGGAAGACGAUGAGGAUCUUUUGGCUGAGCUACAGGAAGUUGUGGGUGAAGAGGAAAUGGAGGAUUCUGGAGCAGAAACACCCACCUCUCUUGUUGCUAUAGAAACACCUCCAGCAGAACAAGAAUCUCCACAGCAGGAAUCCAAAGCCCCCCAUGUCCCCUCAGUCCCGGGUACUGUGGAGCACACGCUGGAGGAGAGAAUAGCUAUGUACAGAACAGCCAUCGGCAACGCCAAGGCCGCGGGAGAGGCCUCCAAAGCCCGGAGAUACGAACGAGGCCUUAAGACCCUUCAGGGCAUGUUGGCAUCCGUCAGGAAAGGAAGGAAGAUUGACGAGUCAGAAAUCCCCCCUCCCGUGGCCACAGGCGCCUCCAGCCGCUCCACGCAGCCUUCACCGGGAGCCAAGGAGCAGGAGGCCUUGGAGCAGCAAGGCGAAUCCGACAGCGCGGUGGAAAUCUCACCUGUUUCCAUAGAGCCGUCUCCCAGCAGUGAGGAGGAACCCUCCCGCACAGUCUUGCCAGCCCCUGGGAGCACCAAAUCAGCAGCAGAGGAGGAGCAUACAGCCAGUACUGCAGAGUCCCUGACUGCUGCGGAGCCUGCGAAAAGUCAACCCACUAAACAGAUUUUGCUUGAGAGGCAGAGGGAGUAUAAAAUGGCUGCUCUCAAGGCAAAGCAGACAGGAGAUAUUGAGCAAGCGAAGCAGCACAUGAAGAAUUUUAAGGGAAUAGAAACCUUGAUCGAGAGUCUGGAGAAAGGUCAGACCGUGGAUUUAAGCAAACUUCCCCCUUCUCUCUCAGGAGCUGCUGCUGCUUCUGCUGGUGCUAUGCGUAAGGGGAGCUCCAGUUCUUCGGGGGGGGUGAAAGACACCCCCACAGAGCCAGCGGCCAAAGUCUCACCCUCGCCAUCAGAGGGACAAAGUCAUGAGGCUCUAGCAGUCCAGGCCUCUGGACCCCCUCAGCCAAAGACUGUUCUGGAAGCUCUAGAGCAGAGGAUGGCCAAGUAUAAAGAAGCCUGUGCUCAGGCCAAGGCUAGCGGAGAUGACCGCAAGGCCAGAAUGCAUGAUCGCAUCGCCAAGCAAUACCAGAGUGCCAUUCGUACACAUAAAGCUGGUCGACCAGUCAACUUUGCCGAGCUGCCUGUCCCACCAGGUUUUCCACCAAUCCCAGGACAGGAGGCAGCCUCACCUGAACAGGGAUUUGCCGCUGUACUUGAAGCAGCCAAUAAGCUGGCCUCAGGUGAAGCCGAGGCAGCUGGAGAUGAAGAGGAGGGAGAGGAUAAAGAGCCUGAGGAGUCCACACCUGCACCUGGCGGACCUCAGAAGAAGCCCACUCUGGCGGUGCCCCCAACUGUACAGCCGCGCAAGACGACCCCGUCAUCUUCCCCAGAAGGGACGUCCCUGAAAGAAGGUCUAUCAUCCACAGCUCUGCAGCAGCUGGAGUUUCUGGAAGCUCGCAAAAAACAGUACAUGAAGGCAGCGCUGCAGGCCAAGCAGAAGAACGAUCUAGAUCAGGCGAGACACUUCCUGCGUACAGCCAAGACGCUGGAUCCCAUGAUAGAGUCUGUCAACAGCGGCAAGACUGUGGACAUCAGUAAGGUGCCUUCCCCUCCUGGUGAAGAGCUGGAUGACUUCAUUGUGAUCCAGCAUAGUGAUGUUCAGAUUUCGGAGAAAGCUGAGGAGGUGUACACUCAGCUUACCAAGCUCCUGAAGGAGCAGUAUGAGAAAUGUAUCACCUACUCCAAGCAGUUUACUCACCUCGGAAACAUCACGGAGACCACCAAGUUUGAGAAGCUGGCGGAGAACUGUAAGAAGAGUCUGGAGAUCCUGAAGCUGUCUCAGGCCAGAGGACUGGACCCUCCCAAACACCACUUUGAGGAGAGAACUUUCCGCACCGUGAGGAUCUUUCCAGAGUUGAGUGGCACAGACAUGGUGGUGAUCAUUGUUAGAGGGAUGAACCUGCCUGCUCCUUCUGGCAUAGCCACAAAUGACCUGGAUGCUUAUAUCAAGUUUGAGUUCCCUUACCCCAGUUCAGAUCAACCACAGAAGCAUAAAACAGCAGUCAUCAAAAACACCAACAGCCCAGAGUACAACCAGAGCUUCACUCUGAACAUCAACCGUAACCACCGUGGAUUUAGGAGGGUAGUGCAAUCUAAAGGCCUUAAACUGGAAGUGCUGCACAAAGGGGGCUUCCUGCGCAGUGACAAGCCCGUGGGAACCGCCCAUGUCAAAUUGGAGAAACUGGAUACACAGAGUGAAGUGCGGGAGAUUGUUGAGGUGAUGGAUGGCCGCAAGUCCACUGGAGGUCGUUUGGAGGUCAGAGUGCGCCUGAGAGAACCACUGAGUGGUCAGGACCUCCAGAGUGUCACUGAGCGUUGGGUAGUGCUGGAGCAGCCACAGGCGCUUUUUUAAAAAACAGCACUGUAACAGAAGGACCGCACAUUCACGAAUGAUGUCAGCACACUCAGACACAGGUAGGAGAUUUUGGGAGUCCUCUAGGAGCUGCUCGUCUCAGGAGCUACCAAGGUCAUCGAGAGCUUUCGGCAAAGUUCAGACCCUUACGUGGUUCUUUCACGGAUCCAUUGGGAGAAUGACAUAGCUUUGGAUCUGUCUUCAGUCAGGGUUUGAGGUCUUGGACCUCACAGUCCAGGUCUCUUUGUCUAGUCCUCUGGGAACAUUUCCAUUUAAAUUACACUGAACUGACA